Molecule: messenger RNA, 5385 nt
Organism: Besnoitia besnoiti
Lineage: Eukaryota; Apicomplexa; Conoidasida; Eucoccidiorida; Sarcocystidae
Exons: 17
Coding region: 1-5385 (1794 amino acids)
Molecular function (GO): fatty-acyl-CoA binding; phosphatidylinositol transfer activity
Source: RefSeq, a predicted model, not a curated record
AUGGCAAAGAUGAAGGAAGGCACAGCCAACAGCACUGUCGAGGACGAACUGCUUUUCAGAGAGGCUUCCGAGUUCGUGGCUUCAGGAUCACCAUACGGAUGGGAUGAAGCCUCACACGAAUGGCGAGUACUCUACGGACUCUUCAAAGUCGCCGCCUGUGGCCCAUGCACUGAGAAGAAGGUCCCUCCAGAGUUGGGCGGGCUGGAUCGGUGGAAGUGGGAGAGCUGGAUUCAGGCGUCCGCCUGCCACCAGUCAGCUGCGACGGGGCGUGACCAUUUUCUCUCUCUUCUCGCGGCGCUGAAGCCUGACUGGGAGGCUGAGAAGCGGAAAAUCGACGUGGCUCGCGGACGCGCCUCGUCCUCUCACUCGGCGCGCGCUGCCUCUGCCGCGUCGGCGGCGGCCGCUGAGGGCGCCCGCGGCAGGGAAGGCGCCUGGGGAGAGCGGCGCUCGCCGCAGAAGGAAGACGAAAGUUCGUCGAGGCGAUCUGGCGUGCCAGCGACAGACAGAGAGGCCCGCGGGAGUUUGGAGGCGCGAGGCGCGCCGACGCGGGGGGGUGAGGCGCUAGAUCGCUCUAGCCGAGACGCCUACGCUCUCUCCACGAUUAGUUCGACGUGUGAGUCCUCCUCGCCAUCUUCUCCCUCUCCGGUGCCUGCUGAGUCGACGUCGCUUUCUUGUGCAUUCCCGGGGUCCUCCGCGUUUGCGUUGCCUUCUGGACUCUCCCGCGCCUCGCCCGCUCCUCUUCACGCACAAGGCGAAGAGAGCGUCGGGCUGCGGCGGCGCGACGACGCGGCUGCAACUCAAAUGCCCACGGGACUUCCUUCGAGGCAGGAAGCCGGAGAGGCUUUGCGUGGAGAGAAGGGGCGCGAGCUGACUCUGGGCUCGGCGCAGGCCGCUCAUGUCUCUCUUCUUCCGCCGCCUCCGCCUCCGCCGCAUGCGUUUUCUGCGGAGGAGCCCAGGGCUGCGGCGCGGGGAGCGUGCGAGGAGGCCAGCGACAAGUCGACGCUGUCGUUCCUCUCGCCGUCGACCUCGCUUCCGUCGCGCAAAGAGAGUCUCGUCUGCGGCGCUUCGCGGCCGUCACUCGCACGGUACGCGAGCCCGGUCGCCGCCGCGAGCGCUCACCUGCCUCUCCCUGCGGCUAUCGCGCCGGCGCUGCAUCCCGCCAGCCGCUCGCCUGCGCCUGAGGCGCCAGGGUCGCCGGCGCGGGACGACGGGGCGGACGGCGACGUGUCCGGUCCCGAGCUUCUCGUGGCGGACUUGGGCGAAGAGGGAACAGUUCAGAAGAUCGGAGGGAGUUGCACGCGGCUCUCUGGGCACGCCUACUACCGCACGGGCUCGGGUCGCGCGGCGCUCUCGCCCGCGGCACGGCAGCCCUCCCAGGAGGCGGAGGCGGCAGAGGGCGACUUGCACGCUGUGCUCACGUCGCUGGAGAGGAAGCGCGAGGGCGGUGCCCGCGCGCGCGGCCGCGCUGCGUCGUUCCUCGACGUCUUCCCGGUGGGCGCCUUUCCGCUGUCCUCCGGCGCAGCGUCGCGCGAGAGCGUCGUCCAACCCCCCAGCGAGGACGGCGACGAGGAGCGGCUGCACCGCCCGUCGACCCCAGAGGCAAGUUCGAGCCCCCCCCUGCAAGCGCGCGGCAGCGGCGCCUCGCAGGGGGCGGAGCGUGGGCUGCGCGGCGCGCUGUCGCCCCUGGCGAGCCGCUCGCCGUCCUCCGCGCGGCUCUCGAGUGCGCGGUCAGCCUCCUUCGCGGCGCCUGUCGGCAUGUCUGAGGCUGUGAUCCGCGUCGCCUCCGCGCGCCGCGACCGCCGAGAGACAGAGAGAGACAGGGAGAGAGAGCGUAGGGAUCGCGAGGCGCCGCGGCGCAGGCGGGAGCGCCGCCUUCCCGAGGACGGCGCCGGCGACGUGGUAGGCGACGCCGGCGGUGGCGGGGGCGGCAGAGACUUCCGCGGCCUUCCGCCGCUCGCGCUGCCGUCGCUUGCCGCGGCUUCGGCGCUCUCCUCGCGGCUGGUCGGUCGCCGCAGCGGCGUCGUCUGGAAGCACAGCGCAGGCUCGCUAUAUCACCAGUGGGUGCAGCGCUGGCUCGUCCUCGACGGAUUCAUUCUUAAAUGCUACACCGACUGCAACAGCGUCAAGCCGCGCACGUCAGUCUCGCUGCAGCACGCUAUCGUGGAGGGCCUCUUUGCGCCGCAAGACAACGCGGAUCUGAGCGGCAUGGACAUUUGGAGCUUCACAGUCCGCUGGCAGCCGCAGCUCACGCCUGACUCAUCUUGGGGGCUCAACCAGGAGUCUUUCGCCUCCACCUUUCUCUCGUCUGCAUCCUUUUCCUCGACUUCGCCGGCGCUUCCGGCGCCGGCCUCCGUAGCUCCGGUUAACGGCAACGCGGCGAUGUCGAAGGCGGGCUCCGCUGUAUCACUGCCGUCGACCAGCACGGCGGAAAAGGAAACACCUGCGACCGCGUUGGGCGCGCCGGACGAGCGCGAGUGGAGUAUUCUCCACCUCGGUCUCAGCAGCGAAGAGGAGGCGUUGAGCUGGCUUGAUGCGAUUCGCGGCGCGAUCGCCACGUGUAACCUGCAUCCUCCGGCGCUGCAGCUGCCUCGUCUCCGCCUGCCGCCUCCCCAGGUCUUUCUGCCUCUCUCGCGUCUGAUUGCGCAUUCACUGCCGUCGCCGGGGUCCGGAGCUCCGGGAUCCAAUGCUCCACUGCCCGCUGACUGGACUGCGGAGGCGCCUUUGGCCUCUGGCUCUCCGUCGACGCCGCUUUCUCGAGGCCUUCUCGGCGACUCAGCUACUCUAGCGCCCUGCGAAAAUAGCCUCAAAAUCCCGAGGAGCCUCAGACCUCUCGUGCCGUACUUAAAGCAACAAGUGGCGAACCUCCGGUGGCUCACUCCGAAUAUAAGCCGACGAUCCCGCGGAUGGUCGCUCGUUCACAUGGACCGCGACCGGACUGUCUACGUCGACGCAGAGAAUCCUCUGCGCUGGGCGACGGUCGCCCUGGUGCGGGCUCCGCUGGAAGUCGUUCUCCAGCUCCUUGCAGAUCCGAAUCUCCUGGCGGCGGGGUCGUCGCUAGCGAGCCGCCGUCAGCGCUGGCGGCGGAGUUCCUGGGAUCUCCUGGAUGUCUUUGAAGCUAAAACGAAGGCGCCUUCUUUCCCGCUCGCCUUGGCCGCUUCUGGCUGCGCAGAUCUGCGCGGAGAGGCUGAAGCGCAGAGGGACGAAGAGGGGGAGCGCGAGGGCGACCUCAUUCAGCUGCGCUUUCCGCUGCUGCCGGUCGCCACCCUGCAAACCGCCUCGGGCGCCGCCGCGUCGCAUGCACGCCCUGGCGAAGAUACCUCAGGUCCUAUGGGGUCGCAUGGCAUGAUUGGGCAAGCGCUUCUUCAGCUCCUGCGUCCUCUGUUCUUCCUAUUUUCUAUCCUCUUCUUCUUCCUACCUCGGAGCUUCCUGUCCUUCUUCAUCCUGAGUGCCCUUUUCCUCCUCGCCACGAUCCGCCUCCUCCCGCUCACGCGCGCCGUGCGCAUGCGCCUGCUUCGCUCCGGAUGGACGGAGCGCUCCGCGGAGCUCGGUCGUCUGGGGUCGGCGUACAUCGUCGCGCGGUCUCCGUCGUCUUUCAGAUGGCGGAAAAGAGACAAGCAGCGUCUCGCGGCGACCUGCGCGGCGGCGCCUCCUGUUGCGUGGCUCGCCACAUCGUCUGCGGGCUCCGCGGUCAAGCCUGAGGCCAGCGAGAGCCUCGCGCAGCUGGCGAAGGCGAGUGGCAGCCGCCUGGAGGCAGCGGCGUUUCGCGCAGUCUCCGCGCUUAGGCGAUUCCUGCGCAAGCUCCGCGGCGCCGUCGCCCGCGUCGCUGGCGGCUUGUCUGGCUGGCCCAUGGACGUCGACGCACAGUUCGUCGGCUGGGAGCUCUCGCGAAGCGCACAAGACCCCUGGGGUAACACGCGCGUCGCGUGCUUCGUGGAGUUUUCCCCCAUUCAGGAGGACGCACUGGCCGCCGCGAGCCUGCCGCCGCCUCGCCGUCGAGCGCCGCCCUCGCGCGCCUCGCUUCCUCAUCGUCUCUUCCCUGGGAGCCUGCGCCUGGCGGCGGUGGGGCAGGCCGCCGCGCGGAGCCCCGCGGCGAUCUCGAGCGCAGCCCUGAGUCUUCUGCUUCUCUUUGGCGGCUCCAGGCGCGGGGAGACUGCAGAGAGCCGCGCGGAUCAAAGCGAGGAAAAAGCGGCGACAGGCGGAGGAGACGGAGCCGGCGAAGGAGCGUCUGGAGGGGUGCAGGGGGAGGACGCGCGUGGUUCCUUUCUCGUUGCCUCGUUCCUCGCCGCCGGCGUCUUUGAGCACAUCGACUGGCUGCAGGAUCUCGCCGACUUGACGAAACAGGACCAGGCACACGACGCGCGUGCCCCUGCGGAAUCCAACGCGGCGGGCGACACCUCAGCCGCCUCCGCGCCUCUCGGCGUUCCUUUCCUCCCCCCGUGGCCACAGGUCGCCAACCGCCCCGCCGGCGCGCUGCUUGCCGCGGCGGCAGACGCGCCCUUGGCGGUCGCGUCUGCAGAGGAGACGCGGGCGCGAGCCGGUGGCUCCUCCGCUACAGACGCUGCGGAGGCCGCAGACGGCGUGGGUGUGUCGCGCUGGGGCGCCUGGACGCUCGGCGGCGGCUGGGAGGAUGACGUCGCCGUCGCUGCGGCGCUCAACGAGGCGCAGCACCGCCGCAUGGAGGCGCUCAUGUAUGCAGGCCCCGAAGACCUCUCCUUCCGCCAGCGCGACGCUCUGCACAUUCUGCUGCAUCGCUACGCCGCGUAUGGGGUCUUCCACCGAGACGUCCUGCUCUUUCUCCACUUGUCGAAUUGGAAUCUGCAACUUGCCGAUGCGCUAAUUUUUCAAAUUCUCUUGUGGAGGUCUGAAGGCUGCAUCGACCGGCUUGAGGCGCGGCACGUCUAUACUGAGCUUUCAAAAUGCUGGGGAUACGUCUACAAUCAGGAUCGGCUCGGCCGCCCCUGUUUGGUCCUGAGGCUGGCGAACCUCUGCAUGGCUUCGGGUGGCGCGAGUGACUGGAAGCUCGCCCUCGUCUUUCUGAUAGAGGAGGCGCUCAAGAGCAUGGGGCGCGACGUGGAGCAGAUCGUCGUCCUCCUCGACGCGAAAAACGUCUCGUUCACCGACAUGUCUGCGCCAGAAAUUCUGCGGAUGCAAACUAUCCUGCAGACCUUCUACCCCGAGAGACUCGGCUUGGUUCUAGUCAUCAACGCGAACUGGACGGCGAGGCUGCUGUGGCUCGCGCUGCGCGCUCAACUCAGCGGCACGACGCGCUCCAAGAUCUUUUUCGUUCCCUCGCAUCCACCUGAGAGAGUGAAGGAGUUUCUGCUCACGUUCUUCGAAGAGCCGCGCCUGCCUCGGUGGUGCCUCCAGCUCUACGCGCCUUCCUAG